AUGCCUGUCACCAGGAGAGGCAUUCUGUCGACUGUAAGUUCAGUCUAUGACCCUCUUGGAUUUGUGGCGCCUGUUAUUCUGGAAGGAAAAAUAAUCCUUCAAUCAUUGUGUAAGGAUGUUUCUGGAUGGGAUGACCCCAUACCGAAUGAUUUGAGAAUGCGAUGGUUGAAAUGGCGUGAUGAGAUAUUUUGUAUUGAAAAUUUGAGAGUUCGUAGAUGUUUCAAAAAACCUGAUUUUGGGAAAGUAAAAUUAGUUGAAUAUCAUCAUUUUUCAGAUGCCUCUGACAUUGCAUAUGGUCAGUGUUCGUAUGUGAGAUUGAUUGAUGUGAAUGAUGGUGUUUGUUGUUCCCUUAUUAUUGGCAAAUCGAGAGUAGCUCCUCUAAAACAUGUAACUAUUCCUCGUUUGGAAUUGAAUGCUGCAGUAAUAUCUGCACGGAUGAAUUCCUGGCAUCAUGUUUCGUCCUCUUACAAUCCAAGUGAUGAUGCCAGUAGAAGGUUAUCUGCAAAAGAUUUGUCCAGUGAUUGUCGCUGGAUAAAUGGUCCUGAAUUUCUCCGUAUGAAAGGUGUGUAUUGUCCACCGAAUGUAGUGUUUGAGCCGAAUGAAACUGUUGUUACAGAAUUGCAACAAGAAAUGAGAAAAUCUACUGUCUUCAAGACUCAAACUUCGGUUAUGCUUGACCAAGUCAAUAUUGGUAUCGAUAGACUUUGUGUAUUUUCAUCAUGGUUCAGAGCAACUAGAGCUGUUGCUAACUGUAUUCGUUAUAUUGGCAAGCUUAAGCAUUAG
Molecule: messenger RNA, 783 nt
Organism: Styela clava
Lineage: Eukaryota; Metazoa; Chordata; Ascidiacea; Stolidobranchia; Styelidae
Source: RefSeq, a predicted model, not a curated record